UUCCAUAAAAAAUGGAUUCCUAAUGAUAUUCUUCUUGAACCAAACACCCCCUAAAAUCCCAUCUUUCUUCUUCUUCUUCUUUCUCUCGUCAAAGAAGCAAAACGGGCAGCGGCAUGACGGCAGUGGCGGGGAUCGACGACGGAACAAUGCGCUCCAUGGCCAUCGGUGCCGUAUUUACCGACUACGCAAGAUAACUUGUCUUGAUUUUCAUCGCACGGAUGAUUUGUUGGUCACUGCAAGUGAAGAUGAUUCCGUGCGCCUUUAUGAUAUUGCAAAUGCCAAGUUAUUGAAGAUGACAUAUCACAAGAAACAUGGUGUGGAUCGUAUAUGCUUCACCCAUCAUCCAAGUUCCAUUAUAUGUUCUUCAAGGUACAAUUUGGAGUCAGCAGAAUCCUUACGCUAUAUUUCUAUGUAUGAUAAUCGAUGCCUCCGCUACUUCAAGGGGCACAAAGAAAGAAUUGUCUCGCUCUGUAUGUCUCCUAUCAAUGACAGCUUUAUGUCAGGUUCACUUGACCAUAGUGUGAGGAUAUGGGAUCUUCGUGUAAAUGCUUGUCAGGGUAUUCUGCAUUUGCGUGGUAGGCCUUCUGUUGCAUAUGAUCAACAAGGCCUUGUUUUUGCUGUGGCAAUGGAAGGUGGUGCUAUCAAGUUGUUUGAUUCUCGCUCAUAUGACAAGGGUCCAUUUGACACAUUUUUGGUUGGUGGAGAUACAGCUGAGGUCUACGAUAUCAAAUUCAGUAAUGAUGGGAAGUCCAUGCUUUUAACAACAAAGAAUAACAAUAUCUAUGUAUUGGAUGCUUAUGGUGGAGACAAGCGCUGUGGAUUUAGUCUAGAACCAUCUCCCAAUUUAUCAACCGAGGCUACUUUUACUCCAGAUGGGCAAUACGUGGUGUCAGGUUCCGGGGAUGGAACCUUACAUGCUUGGAAUAUCAACAUGCGGAAUGAGGUUGCCUCUUGGAACAGUCAUAUUGGUGCUGUAACCUGCUUAAAAUGGGCCCCACGUCGAUCCAUGUUUGCCGCUGCCUCCACAGCACUUGCAUUUUGGAUACCCAAUCCAUCAAAAUUGAAUGAGGCGGCGCCAGCUGCCAAAGCUAAUCCUGCACAAUGACUAAAGUUCACCUAUCCUAUCCUCUUUCAGUUUUAUCUGCUUAAAGAAAGGUACGGUUUGAAACAUACAACCAGCAGGUUUUAAUAUUGUUUUGGUAGCCUCGGGGAUUGGUAGGGUGUUGGUUACAUAGUUUUAGUAAGCUACUUGUACUGAUCUCUUUAUUUAUUCGUCUUAACUAUUUGGCUUUUGUUCACGGUUAUGCCCACUUAUUCGUGGCCUACAAAUUAUCUAUUUGGUUAUGCCACAGGAAUAUACUAGAAUUAGGAACCUGAUGAGUAAGCAAAUAGAAGAUAUAGAAGAGAGUAUUCAUAUUAGAUUUUUGUGGUUAAUAACUUAGGUUUUUGGGUUGAUGAUUAGGUACUAUUUAAUUUGUUUUUGAUAAAUAUUUUCCAUUUUUAGAUGUUUAGACUUGAUUUUGCAUCCAUUUUUUUUUCUCGUAAUUUCAUUAUCCGACUCUAAUAGAUAUUUCUGCGGCUGUUGGCAGCGGAUAGGUUGGGUUGUUCAAUUCAGAAAUAUCGUUUUCAAUAAGUGUAUUGCUCUUUCAACUUCGCUGUGAUUAGCUUCUGAUUUGAAUGUAAAUCCAUACAUGAAUAAGAACCAGAUCUUGUUCCGUCUUUCUGUUUUGUUUUCCCUGAUAUUUCACCAGAAACAAUCUCUAACUUUAAUUUAUUACCUCCAGCUAAACACCUUUACUAAAUCCCCUACAUCAAUCACAAAACCGGGUCAGUAAAAUCCUAAUUUGAAGUCCGAACCCAAUAUCAGUGGAGAUAAGUAGUGGAGAUAAGUUCAGACUUCAGACCUUCAUUUCCUCCUUGAGCCCAUCCUAAACUAAUGUUGGUUGUUUGUCUAAUGACUCUGAUCUAGCACAUGAUUCUACAGCGACCCUUUACCUGCUGUUGUUGAUCACCUUUCCUCAUCUUUAUAACCUUAAUCCGCCACCACAGUAAAAAGAAUUUCUACACAUUAUAUCAUCCCAAGGUUCAUUCAACGAAACCCUGAAACUUUGUAAACUGAGAGAUCCGAUACAAAGAAAUAAGUAUCUAAUUUGUCCUGUAUUAGAUUUGACAUUAGAGUGAAUUCCGAUCCAAACAUCCAACUUGAUAUUGAUAGAAACAGAUUAUUCAAAAGUGGGAUUCCUUUGCUACAAGGUUCUCUGGCUCCAACUGCACUUGGACACUGAUUCAAGCAAGGAUCUCUUAAUCUAGUCAAACUCUCAAAACAGCCACCUCACUCUGAUAUCAAUGGGAUUUGUCAUGUCCUCUACAAGUGGCUAAUUUAACUCUGCCUGGACUUCCAACCAGCAGUUGUAGGGGGUUGAAAAAUUGUCAUUGCUUCUGCCUUCAAGCUGAGGCAGUUCUCACUUACUGAGAUACUAAACACAUGACAAGUUCUUUGUAUACAUAGCUUGCUUAUAAGAUUAAUGCAACUCAUAAGGUCAAGUGCACCCUAGGCUGUGUUAAUAAUUACACACUGGUAUUUCAAGAACUAUUUGGAUCUUUUUGAACCACAUUGUCAUCUAAAUCCAUCGGAAGAUCAUUCUGGAGAGACUUGAUGAAGAGUAACAACAUAGUAGAAAAUAUAAAGAGAAAUUUAUAUUAGAUUCAAUAUCUACGUUUUUAGUUCUUGAGUUAAUAAUUAGGUAGUAGUUUUAUUUUAGUUUGAAAUUUAACUGAGGAGAUGACCCAAAAUAGAAGUAAAUGGAAGAAUAUGAUUCAUGUACCCAAAAUUUAGGAAUAAAGCUUUGUUGUUGUUGCAUUGCAAUUUAAGAUUUUUCUGUAUUUUUGAUGUCUAUGUAGAGUCUGUUUUUGUCACUACCCCAAUUUUCGAACCUAAAAGGAAUAUUGGAGUUGGACUAAACCUGUGAAAAUAUCCUCUUAAGAAUCUACAUUCAUCAAAAGACCAUCAAAACAAUCUCAUCAUUGAAUUAAAACCAACAACAAAGUAUUCUCCAUAAUCCAAAAGUCAAUAUUAAUCCAAUUAACUUGAGAUAAACAAAUAUUUCUCAACAUGAAAUAAAACUCAAUCUAAAGGUAAAUAUUCCAAUACUACAAAGCUUCCAAUUAUAAACUACAUAUCGAAAGACUUUAUUCAACUUUAGCAAUAUGCAAGUUUUAUUCCUUGCUCCCUUCUAAUAACUUAGGAACCACCAACUCCAUCUAAUCCUGAGUCUUUUUGGAUGAAUAUAACACAAUGAGUUCACAACUCAAUAAAUGGAUAUAUUCAUACAUUGAACACAUGGUUUUGCAAAAAACUCAAAUAUUUCGACAAAUGAUAAGCAAAAUAUAAAAAUAAUAUAGAAUUAUCAAUGAACUCUAGUACUUGAUGCAAAUAUUUAAAAACUUAAAAAACAUGAAUUGGAAAUAAGCAAGUCACGUCUUAAUGUGAUCAACACUUCAUACUCCGGUUGACUCGAUAAACCCUACAAUUAUUAAGCCCAUGGUUUCGGGACGGUGAGACCCAAAUUUGGGUUCUUAGCGCCAAAAUAAAACCUCAUAGAGGCACAUUGAGCCAUGUUUUGAUAAUUUGCUUAUCUUCGACAUAUACUAGCAUAUUGACUUGAGAUGCAUAUGUUUUAAGAAAAAAUGAACAAAAUUCAUAUAGCUAAAUAAUUUAUAAAGAAUUGCCAAAGGC
This is a messenger RNA of Asparagus officinalis (garden asparagus), 3736 nucleotides long. RefSeq names its product WD repeat-containing protein 82. Gene Ontology annotation, molecular function: chromatin binding; protein binding. The coding region runs from base 23 to 1105 and encodes 360 amino acids. NCBI's taxonomy places the organism in Eukaryota, Viridiplantae, Streptophyta, Magnoliopsida, Asparagales, Asparagaceae. Gene Ontology annotation, cellular component: Set1C/COMPASS complex. The transcript has 10 exons. The record is from RefSeq and is a predicted model, not a curated record.